GACAAGUAACAAUGGGUUAUUUAAGCCCUCUUUGGCUAGUCUUUUGCAAGAGUUCCAUUUCACAAUCUUCUGAAGAGAAAGGAAAGGCUUCCAGGGCGGCCAAAGGUGAAAAGAGAUAGUUUAAGGAGUUUGUAUUAUAUUGCAGGCCAUUAAGUUCUCUCUCUAGCAAGUAGAUCUUUUCCCCCUCCUGUGCUCACGCGCCUUCACUCUCCGCUGUUUCCUGAGAGAGAAAUGCUGCUAGUUCUUGUUGUUCUUCCCCUGAUUUGAGGCUUGCGUGUACCAGAUCUGUGUAGCCUCUUUCGCCUUUGCUGGUGGAGGCUGCAGCAGUUGGGGUGGUCAGGGAUGAGUAAGGAGGAUGUCCUCAAGGUGCAGACCUGCGUGCUGAAAGUGAACAUCCACUGUGAAGGAUGCGAGAAGAAGGUCAAGAAGAUUCUCCACAAGAUUGAUGGUGUGUACCAAACCAGCGUAGAUGCGGAGCAGGGGAAGGUGACGGUGUCCGGCUUGAUGGAUCCGGACACCGUCAUCAAGAAGCUGAACAAGGCUGGCAAGCCCGCCCAGCUGUGGGGCUCGAAGCCUGGCGUGGUAAGCCAGCUCCAAAAGCUCCAGCUUGGCGGCGGUGGCAAGGGCCAGCCCAAGGACGCCGGCGGCAAAGGUCAGAAGGGUGGAGGCGGCGGCGGAGGUGGCGGCAAAGAUGCAAAGAUGGUGCUGCCGCAGCCGACGCCACAACAGCUACAGCAGCUGCAACAGCUUCAGCAGCAGAUGCAGAUGAAGGGAAUGACGCUUCCUCCUCAGUUCAUGGGCGGCAAGAUGCCGUUCCCGGCGGCCGCGCCGGUGAAGGACCCCAAGUCCGUUAAGUUCAACCUCCCCGAGGAUGACGAGUUCGGGGACGACGGCAGCGAGUUCGACGAUGAGUUAGAUGACGAUGAGGAUUUCGAGGACGACGGCCUCGACGACUUGUACGACGACCCCAAGAUGAUGAUGAGGCCCAUGCCGCUGGGCGCCGGCGGGGGCGACAAGAAGGGUGGCAAUGGCGGCGGAGGCGGCAAGGGUGGCAAGAAGGGUGGCGGCGGGAACGAGAUCCCGGUGCAGAUCAAGGGAAACGCAAACAAUGGCGGCAAGAAAGACUCUGGCGCCAAGCAGAACCAGGGUGGCGGAAGUGGCCACGGCAAUGGCAAAAACGGUGGCGGCGGGCAGCCGCCGCACAACGGCAAGGGAGGCGCCCCGGGCGGCGGGACCCACCCGGGUCAGGGCAAGAAGGGCGGUGGCACCGGUGGCCCCGCCGUCGGUGUCGGUGGCCCGAUGGGCGGCAUGCCGCCGCAGCAGCCGGGCAUGAUGAGGCCGAGCAUGAUGCCGCCGCAGCAACCGGGCAUGAUGAGGCCGAACAUGAUGGGCGGUGCCGGUUUCCCCGGCAUGGGCCAGAUGGGCGGCGGGCCUAUGAGCAUGCCAAUGGGCCACCCCCACAUGGGGGGCAUGCAGCAGGGUGGUAGCAUGCCGGUCGGCGGUAUACCUGGGGCGGGGUUCUACCAGGGCGGCGGCGGCGGCGGCAUGUCGUCCGCGCCGGAGAUGCUGCAGGCUGCCGCGGCGGCUGGGAACCCCAUGGCGCAGCAGCAGUACAUGGCGCUGAUGCAGCAACAGCAGCAGCAACAGCAACAGAUGAUGAUGCAUGGUCAUGGGCACGGCCACGGCCACGGCCACCACGGCCACGGCGGCGCCGGGUACCCGCCGAUGGGCUAUGGGUACGGCCGCCCGCCGAUGCAUUACCCAAUGGCCUACCCGAUGCCGCCGCACCCGCAUUCCGAGCCUUACAACAUCUUCAGCGACGAGAACCCCAACAGCAGCUGCUCAGUGAUGUGAGGCGACACAGCUGCUGCCUGCCGAUGCAGAUGCAUUGGCUGGUUGCUUUCUCCUGCUGAUGCUUUGUUCAAAGUGAAUCAACCGCAAGGAACUCAUCAGGUCACAUGUUAUCAUCAAUCAAGAUCAGCAUGGUUGAAACAAGCAACACCCUGGAUCAAUCAGUAUACAUGCGAGAUGAGUCUAGCUAGAAUAGCUCAUUUUUCUUUUUCUGUUCUAAUCUACCCUUUUCUGCUUCCUUUUCCUUAUUACUUAGCUUAUUUUCACCUUUCUUUAAAAAAAAAGCAGCUUCUUUGAAGGCUAAGGUAGGUAUAGUAAUUAUCAAUAGUUGUCAUAAGAGAUGAUGAUGAUGAUGCUUUUUAUAACUCAAGAAGGUGGUGCUUGACUGCUUGGUUUCCUUCCUGCAAUCCUGCUCCAUAAUGUGCUGGUAGAACAGUGUGCAAAAGCAUCCCAAAAGAAGAAUGUACCAAACAAUGUAGAUGCAAUGUGGCUUUCUGGUGCUGUGUGAUACAUCA
This is a messenger RNA of Phragmites australis (common reed), 2366 nucleotides long. Its product is annotated as heavy metal-associated isoprenylated plant protein 33-like. Lineage: Eukaryota; Viridiplantae; Streptophyta; Magnoliopsida; Poales; Poaceae. The coding region runs from base 343 to 1854 and encodes 503 amino acids. The record is from RefSeq and is a predicted model, not a curated record. The transcript has 4 exons. Gene Ontology annotation, molecular function: metal ion binding.